GAGAGAGAGCAUACUUUACUGUUACUUUUCAAACAUCCACUUACAUUCAAUCCAUUUCUCUGAUGAGCUAAGAGUGCCCAGUGAUGAUUGAACUGAAUAUACGUCCUGCUCCUUUAAGGCGACCUCAUAGGUACUGUUGAGAAAUAUGACUUAACUGUAGGAGGGUGGUGCUUAAACCAACAGUGACAGUGACUGGCCAUGUGAACACAACCACAGGACUCCCGAUGAACGGGAAGCUGAGAUCACCAGGAUCAAAAGAGAAUCCUCACCGCUUCUGUCUGCUCGAAACUCCUCUGACUGGAGUUUAAUUUUUUGUGAUAUUCAGAUGUUCAUAAGUGUUUGGACAGCCCCAAGGAGACAGUCUCCACCGAGUGACAGAAUAGUUCUUAACUAAAUAAGUAAACGUUUUAGUCAAAUAAGAAUGAAUAGUUAUUUAGUUGUGUAAACAAUGUCAGCGGUUUUCUAAUCUACACCGCAGACUCAGUUGGAUUACUGUGCUGAGUCCCCACAGAGCUGCGCUGUCCAGGACAACCACACGCGCCAGCGGCAUCUUCCUCGCAGCUUUACGCAGUUACCGGAGGAAAGCAGGAGUCAUCGCCUCACUUUGGUGAAUUACUCACUCUUUCUUCUACUGCUGGUGAAAAAACAAGCCGGUGUGACCAUGCUACAGAAUGAAAAUGAAAAGGACAACCCACUGCAGGCGCCAAAGGCUGAACCUGAGCCGGACUCCCCAGAUGAUGACCAGAAGAAGCAGCCGCCCGCUCUCCCAGCGGCGGAGGGAGAGGACGCGGAUGGCGGGUCCGUUCACUUUCCCUUGCCCAUUCAUCCCAAACUGGACAUAAAGCGUCACGCAGUGACGGACGAUUAUAAGAUCUCCACACAGGUCCUGGGCUUAGGGAUCAAUGGCAAAGUCCUCCAAUGCUUCAACAAAAAGACAGGAGAGAAGUGCGCGCUGAAGAUUCUCUAUGACAGUCCCAAAGCCAGACGAGAAGUGGAGCUCCACUGGACAGUAUCAGGAGGACCGUAUAUUGUUCGAAUCCUCAGUCUGUAUGAAAACAUGCAUCAUGGGAAGAAGUGCCUGCUCAUCAUUAUGGAGUGCAUGGAAGGCGGAGAGCUGUUUAACAGAAUCCAGGCCAGAGGAGACCAGGCCUUCACUGAGAAAGAGGCUUCUGAGAUCAUGAGGGACAUCGGCACGGCCAUCGACUUUCUCCACAGUAUAAACAUCGCACACAGAGACAUCAAGCCAGAGAACCUGCUGUACACAAAUAAAGAAAGGAACGGGGUCCUCAAAUUAACUGACUUUGGCUUUGCUAAGGAGACAACGCUUCACAACCCUUUACAAACCCCCUGUUAUACACCCUACUAUGUGGCUCCUGAGGUUUUGGGUCCGGAGAAAUAUGACAAGUCAUGUGACAUGUGGUCUCUGGGCGUCAUCAUGUACAUCCUGUUGUGUGGUUUCCCUCCAUUUUACUCCAACACAGGCCAGGCCAUCUCUCCGGGGAUGAAGAGGAGGAUCAGGAUGGGCCAGUAUGAAUUCCCAAACCCGGAGUGGGCUGAGGUGUCACAGGAAGCUAGAGACCUAAUCCAUCAGCUGCUGAAGACAGACCCUAACGAGAGAAUGACCAUCACUCAAUUUAUGAACCAUCCUUGGAUUAAUCAGUCCAUGGUGGUUCCUCCCACUCCGCUCCACACCACCCGGGUUCUGACUGAGGACAGAGAAAUGUGGGAGGAUGUGAAGGAAGAGAUGACCAGUGCUUUGGCAACCAUGCGCGUAGACUACGACCAGGUGAAAAUCAAAGAUCUUGACACUUCCAGCAACCCACUGCUCAACAAAAGACGCAAGAAGGCUGCUGGAGGGGGCAAGAGUGGAUCCACGGUGUGUCAAAGUCAGUGAGACACACAGGACUGUUUGGGAAAUCUGGGCAGAACUGCCAAAGAUUUAUAAAAGCAGCUCAGAAGGAAGAGGAGAGAAGCAUUAGAGACCAGCACGGGACUCUUGAUGGACUGAAUGCUAAGGAAAUGUUCUUUGAAAUAAAGGGACAAUAGUCAGAGCUGGACAUUUGUGCGAUAUGAUAGCAUCUGUUUCUCCUGUCAGUGUGUAAAUCAACAAGCUCUGAUGAGUGUGAGUUUCUAUUUUUAAUUAUGUUUCAUUUAUGUAAGUCAUUUUUGGAUCUUGCCAAUUUGUAAGAGUGUCUGUGGGCAGACAUGAUGUUUUUGUAGUGAUCAUGGUUGUGUAUUUGAAUGCUGGGUUGCCUACUUUAGGACGCCUGUGUAACUAUGCAGUAGUGCACGAAACCUCUGCAUAGACAGACAAUCCAACUGUGGUCAGACUGUGAAACUAGAACCCUCACUUUUACCUGUGUUGUCUUAAUGUUUUCUGUCUUUUGCUGCCUUCUUUUUAGGGAUUCCAGCAAAGUCUGAUACUGACUGUCUUGUCAAUAAAAUGUAACCAACACUCGCAAGGGAGUGUUUAACAUCGAAGCAACAAUAAAAAGGCUCACACGUACUUUUAAGUGGUAAAUUUCACUUAGUGUCAUGCUGCAGAUCAUCGCUUUGUGCUCUUGAGAAAGCUGUUGGAGGAAGAGCCCAGUCUGCUUCCUGUCAGAGUGAGGACACAUCUUCUUUGUGGAGUGGUGGAGUGAUUGUUAGAUUUACUACAUGGAUGACUUGUGACACUUGGAAACAGCUUUCUGCGUGGAUAAGUGUGCGUAUGUGUGGGUUUAUGGAGGUGAAGUAAAAGGCUUCCUAUAAAUAAGGGCCUGAGUUUCACUUCAUGUUCAAACAUAAGCAAAACAUCACAACCUGCAAUAAUGAACACUUCAUAUGUAAGCCACCUCUAAACCAUGUGCAUUUGUCUAUAUGGUUGUAAAUAAAAGUUUUUAAAGUAA
Molecule: messenger RNA, 2888 nt
Organism: Notolabrus celidotus (New Zealand spotty)
Lineage: Eukaryota; Metazoa; Chordata; Actinopteri; Labriformes; Labridae
Gene: mapkapk3
Product: MAPK activated protein kinase 3
Exons: 10
Coding region: 662-1894 (410 amino acids)
Biological process (GO): toll-like receptor signaling pathway; protein autophosphorylation; intracellular signal transduction
Cellular component (GO): nucleus; cytoplasm
Molecular function (GO): mitogen-activated protein kinase binding; calmodulin binding; calcium/calmodulin-dependent protein kinase activity
Source: RefSeq, a predicted model, not a curated record